Messenger RNA from Lactuca sativa (garden lettuce), 450 nucleotides. RefSeq lists its product as uncharacterized. Lineage: Eukaryota; Viridiplantae; Streptophyta; Magnoliopsida; Asterales; Asteraceae. The record is from RefSeq and is a predicted model, not a curated record.
AUGCUGUUAGAAGAUCAUGAUGCGGUAUUGGAUGACCUCCGUAUGAACUUAAUCCGAGCCCAACAAAGAAUGACGGUUCAAGCAAACAAUAAGAGGAAGGAUGUGGAAUAUCAGGAGGGAGACAUGGUUUAUCUCAAGCUGAAGCCUUACCGACAACAAAGCCUAGCUAGGAGGAAGUAUGACAAGCUUGUAGCUCGCUACGAUGGUCCUUACAUAGUUUGCCAAAAAAUUGGGAAAGUUGCAUACAAAUUGGAAUUACCCCAUGAAAGUAUGAUCCAUUCGGUCUUCCAUGUUUCCCAGUUAAGAUUUGCUUUUGGUGUACCAAACAAACCCACUCAAUUGCCAGCCCAACUGUCUGGUGACAUGGAACUAAAGUUGCAACCAGAAGAACUGAAAGGGGUGAGACUCAAGCAAGGUGUAGAUCUAGGCGACAAGGAAGUUUCAAUCUAA